GAGAGAGAGAGAACGCGCGGGACUGAGAGGAGGAGGAGAGCCGGAGCGGACGGACGGACGGACGGAGGGCAGGCCGGGCCUGACGACGACGGCGGCUGAAGGAAUAGGAAGAAGAAGAUGGCGGACGGGGACAGCGGGAGCGAGCGAGGGGGAAGCGGCAGUGGCAGCGGUGGUGGCGGCGGAGGCGGCGGCGGUGGCGGCGGCGGCGGGUUCCAGGGCCACCGCGGCGGCGGCGGCGGAGGCGGAGGAGGAGGCGGCGGCGGCCCGGAGCAGGAGACGCAGGAGCUGGCGUCCAAGCGGCUGGACAUCCAGAACAAGCGCUUCUACCUGGACGUGAAGCAGAACGCCAAGGGCCGCUUCCUGAAGAUCGCCGAGGUGGGCGCCGGGGGCUCGAAGAGCCGCCUGACUCUCUCCAUGGCGGUGGCCGCCGAGUUCCGGGACUACCUGGGCGACUUCAUCGAGCACUACGCGCAGCUGGGGCCCAGCAGCCCCGAGCAGCUGGCCCAGGCCUCGCCCGGCGGGGAGGACGGCGCCGGCGCCGGCGGGCCCCGCAGGGCCCUCAAGAGCGAGUUCCUGGUGCGCGAGAACCGCAAGUACUACCUGGACCUGAAGGAGAACCAGCGCGGCCGCUUCCUCCGCAUCCGCCAGACCAUCAACCGUGGGCCGGGAGGCGGCGGCGGCGGAGGAGGCGGAGGCCCGGGCUUCCCCGGAGGCCCGCCGGGCCUGCAGAGCGGCCAGACCAUCGCCCUGCCGGCCCAGGGCCUGAUCGAGUUCCGCGACGCCUUGGCCAAGCUCAUCGACGACUACGGGGCCGACGAGGACGAGCUGGGCGGCGGCGGCGGCGGCGGCGGCGGCCCCGGCGGCGGCGGCCUCUACGGCGAGCUCCCCGAAGGCACCUCCAUCACGGUGGACUCGAAGCGCUUCUUCUUCGACGUGGGCUGCAACAAGUACGGCGUCUUCCUGCGCGUCAGCGAGGUGAAGCCCUCGUACCGCAACGCCAUCACGGUGCCCUACAAAGCCUGGGCCAAGUUCGGCGGAGCCUUCUGCCGCUACGCCGACGAGAUGCGAGACAUCCAAGAGCGACAGCGGGACAAGCUCUAUGACCGACGAGCAGGACCCGCCGGACCGGGGAGCGGCAGCGGAGCUGGAGACGAUUCUGAUGGAGACGACGUGGACGACGACUGAGCCUCUCCUCCUCCCCUUCGCCCCAUCGCUUUGACAACCCCUUUCCCUCCCCAGCCACCUCCGCUCAGUCGGGGAGGUUGCCAUGGAUGGGGGACUGGGUGGAAACAGAACGAAACCUGAUCCCAAGCUUUCUUCCUCCCCUCUUCCUCCUUCUCCUCUUCUGUCAUCGAGGAGAGGGAGAGAGGGAGCUUCAAGAUUACCUGCAUAUACCCACCGACCUGCACCAUUUUCGGAGCGGCCCCCUAACUUCCUCAUCUCUGACCCCUUUUAUUUUUUCUGGGGAUAUAGCAUUUAUCAGCCUGUCAGCCCUUCCUCCGAAACUGGGCUUUACAUCAUCAUUGCCCUCCCCUGCAGAGAGGAAUCCUUGUGACCUCAAUUAACCUAGACCCAAGCCCAUGGUGAAGAAAAGGGGAUCCCUUCCAUCUAAAUCUGCCCUAGCCUUCCAAGGUUCCUCAUCUACCUAAUGACUGAAGUGUUUUAUUUUGGGGGAAGGGAGGGAGAGAAGUUGCCUUCUUUCUCUCCCAUACCCUUCACUCUUGCAUUUUUGAGAUCGUGCCCCUCCACUCUUGAAACCAGCAUUCUGGAGACUACAUGGCCACUGAGCACAGUUUGAAGGAAGAGUAGAAGCCACCACAGCUGUCCAGAUCAUUGGGGUGAGGGUUCCGGGGUGGGUGCAGAUCCUAAUGGGGCAAGUUGUAAGGAUUAACAAUCAUGAUUUAGCCCAACAGAAAUGGG
This is a messenger RNA of Elgaria multicarinata webbii, 1920 nucleotides long. RefSeq names its product purine rich element binding protein B (gene PURB). Gene Ontology annotation, cellular component: nucleus. The record is from RefSeq and is a predicted model, not a curated record. Bases 118 to 1185 code for a protein of 355 amino acids. Gene Ontology annotation, biological process: regulation of transcription by RNA polymerase II. Gene Ontology annotation, molecular function: RNA polymerase II transcription regulatory region sequence-specific DNA binding; DNA-binding transcription factor activity, RNA polymerase II-specific; purine-rich negative regulatory element binding. Lineage: Eukaryota; Metazoa; Chordata; Lepidosauria; Squamata; Anguidae. The transcript has a single exon.